Molecule: messenger RNA, 405 nt
Organism: Ramularia collo-cygni
Lineage: Eukaryota; Fungi; Ascomycota; Dothideomycetes; Mycosphaerellales; Mycosphaerellaceae
Exons: 3
Coding region: 1-405 (134 amino acids)
Source: RefSeq, a predicted model, not a curated record
AUGGCUUUCAAUCAUCCACAAGUCAUGUCGUACAUGCAAGUUUUCUCCGCCAAGCACGGACUGGAAAACUCAGCCAACGGCUUCGUCUUCUACUCCGAUGACGAACAAGCCCCCACAUUCCUCUUCCCCCAAAGAAUGGAACCAAGGCCCAUGUGCCGCGACAUCUACCACCUAGGUGAGGGUCAAAAGACCCAUUUUAUCCUCUCAAACCAGGAAUACCGCGUCAAUCAAGCUUGGAAUGAGGGUGAAUUCAAGUGGAUCAAAGCGAAAGAGGUUGAAUUCGGAUCUCCUGUGGUGAUUGGUAUGAAUGGUCGACGUAUUCUUGGGGUCCAAUUCGACAAUGAGGAGCAGGCAGAGAGGUCCAGUCAGGAGUUCAUUGACAGCUCUAAGAGCCUGUUCUAUUAG